UCUCUCUCCCGUCCGGCUAUCCCCCUCGUACAAUAAUUCUGUCCAUAUACAAUUACAGUAGGAAAUCCAAGCCACUAAAACUAGAUCACCCACCAGGCAAAAACUCAACCACAUUUACUCGCACGGUCACACCCCCUUAUCAAUUCUCCCUCUAUAUAUAUUUAUCCCCUUUCUCCACUUUCCAUCACACAAACACUGCACACGAGAUCAAAUUUCGAAGCAUAUAAAUUUUCUUGUUUCCUUCAGAAUCAAGUACCCAAAAGGCUGGAUUUUAAGUAGGAGGUGUUAGAGAUUCCUGUGGUGUUGUUUUGAGAGAGAGGGGGUAAAACCCAGAGGGAGACAAGUUGUAGACAACACGGCUAUACUAAGAGCGAAACCGCUUCUCAUCCAUGUCCGGGCAGUGCGAUGUAAGGGUUUUGUAAGCGAGAGCAGCCCUUCGCCGCACGGUGGACGUGGUGCUUUGCCUUCUGAAGGCGGCAGCCCUUCCGAUCUCCUCUUCCUUGCCGGCGGCGGGAUCUACUGUUAGGCUCUGUAGAGUAAUAUAUUAGAUUUACUGUUUAAAAUUGAUUAUUAUCGUAUUACUGUUUAGCUAAAACGUUCUUUUAUCUGCGUUUGGUUGUGGGCUUGGUGGGUUGUUCUUGAAAUCUUGUAAUUUGGAAGAUAAAAAAAUAAAAAAUAAAAAAUACCUAUUAAGAGAUUUAAGAUGAUGCUGAGAAUCAAGAGAGUUCCAACUGUUGUUUCGAAUUACCAAAAGGAAGAGGGGGAGGAAGGCGGCUGCGGCCGGAAUUGUCUGAGAAACUGUUGCCUUCCAGGAGCAAAGUUGCCUCUGUAUGCUUUCAAGAGGGUGAAUAAAGUUUCUUGUGAUAAGGGUUUGGUUGACCAUGAGGAUAAAGAGGCUCCAGUUGCCUUCUUGGACUCCCUUCUUCUUGGGGAGGUAAUUUCCUUUUGAUUUACCA
Molecule: messenger RNA, 956 nt
Organism: Olea europaea var. sylvestris
Lineage: Eukaryota; Viridiplantae; Streptophyta; Magnoliopsida; Lamiales; Oleaceae
Product: GDP-L-galactose phosphorylase 1-like
Exons: 2
Coding region: 704-949 (81 amino acids)
Biological process (GO): glucose metabolic process
Cellular component (GO): cytoplasm
Molecular function (GO): GDP-D-glucose phosphorylase activity
Source: RefSeq, a predicted model, not a curated record